UACAUCCAAACCCUGUUCAAUGCCAGAGAUGCCCAACGCUAUAUAGUUGCAAAUGCAAAAACGGCAUCGGAUGGAAGCUUUGAGAGACGGUCUCCCUCUCCCCCUAUCAUCUCUGCGUCUGUUGGUUCCUCCACUGCGGCUGGUGUCUGCAGCUCUAUGGCAAGUUGUUCAGCAGAGAGACGUAAUGGACUACGGGUUGGUGGAGGAGUUUGUCACCACUGUGUUGGAGAUAGUUCCUGAUAUGAUGAGUUACAGGGAGAGAGUCCAACUCAUCAUGGGGCUGCGAGCACAGCUGGUUCUGGAGUUGUGUCGCUCUGAUCACCUAGCCAACCCUGAGACCAUCCAGCCACACCUGAACAGGAUGAAGACCUGUAUCAUCACUCAUAGGGACAAGGAGAUUUCUGAUCCAGAGGUGGAAGCGUCAGAAUCAAACUUCCUGAAGCUGAUUCAAACUCUGCUGGAAGACCCAGUCGAGAAGGAAUACUUCUUUCAGAGUGUGUUUUCAGAGGAAUUUGGCCCCAAGUAUAACUCAGCACUGCAGACUCUGGUGUGGGAGUUCCUCUCCAGGCUGGAGAAGCUGCUUCCAGCACCAACCCUUCAACAGACGGCAUCUUGGUUCCUACCUGACCCCUCUGUCCUGGAGGAGUGUGUGCAGUGUGUAUCCCACCCUCAGCCUUUGAAGACCCUUCUCCAGCACCACAACAACACAUGUGGACAUGUAGACACCAAUGGUCUGUUUUCUGGCGACAAUCAAAUCCCAAUCGAAGCUGACCCAGAGGUCCAAUCAGAACCUGUGCAGCAAUGUAUGAGCCAUGUCUCAUCUGACAAUGAGUCAGACAUGACCCCUUUGUUGGAACUGGGGAUUGAUUCAGACCGAAUUGUGCACAAAGGGGUGGAGCCUGUGCACAAAGUGGUGGAGUCUGCUUCUUUAGAGGUAGGGCAUAUAUACAAUGAAACUACAGAGAAAAAUAUUAAACACAACACACCAGGUAAAGAGCUCGCAAAAUAUAUGCAAAAUAAUACAUAUUUUCACCACCUUAACACUGACAGUGGGCUGAAAAUCCAAGGAAAAGCCCACAGCAGCCAACAGGAAGUGCAGGACAUUUCUAGUUUAUCUACUUCCUGUCGGCUCCAUCAGCCAACAGUGCAGCUGCACAGACUUGACAUUGCUGAUAUGCUUUUACCUGUGACGGAGGUCUAUUCAACACCGAGGAGAGAGAGGCUUCAGAUUGACAAAGUGGGAUCCCAAGGACAGAGAAGAGGACAGGUCAUAUCACAAAAGAGUGAGAGGAAUAUCAAUGAAGAGCCGUCUGAUGGUCAACCUCAGUAUUCUCUGGCCCCUGACCCAUCCCUUACCACAGGGCAGCCUAAAAGAAGCAAGCGUGUCAAAAUAUGCUCCUUGUGUGGAAAGACUUUCAGCGAAGCAAAGGAUUUGACGGCACACAUAAGAUGUCACAAUGAGCAGAGCCCUGCCAAGUGCCCCCAGUGUGGACAAGACUUUGAACACCAUGAGGACUUACAGAAACAUCAGCAGAAUGUGUGUGAGGCGGCAGCUCAACCUGAAGAGGACAACAUGUCUACGGCAUCUUUUAAGGAGGAUAACAUGUCUACGACAUCCGUGGAGGAUCAGACGGAGCUAGCAUGCACGGAGCUAUCAGAGUUGUCCAAAGCCAGGACAUGCCGUGUGUGUCAUAAAACUGUCUAUAGUAGAAAUUAUUUGAGAAAGCACCUGAAAUCCCAACACGGUCAACUCCUGAAGAUACACAAGAAACACAAAACGUUUUUCUGUUGCUCUUUGUGUAAUAAGACAUUUGGAUGCAGAAAUGAUUUAAGAAAGCAUCUGGAAUCCAAACACAGUCAACUCCUGAAGAUGCAUAAGAAACACAAAAGUAUUAUCUGUUGCAUUAUGUGUAAUAAGUCCUUUGAUCUUUCUGAGCCAAACAAGUGUGAGGUGAACCAACAGCAACUCCCCAGGAAGGCACACCCAGAGGCCAACACACUUAUAGCUGCAGUGAUACCACAGCCCUCAAGCACUACAUCCCAGAACCCAACAACCUCCAAUGCUCUGCCCAUUCAGGCACAGUUCUACAAUGACUACAGAACAUGUCUUUUGUGCAAUGAAACUUUCGAUACCGCAGAGACCAUGAGAAAGCACCUAAGAUUUCAACACAAUAUACUGUCUUACUUGUGCCACGAUUGUGGGGAAAGUUUCCCAAGCAAAUUAGAUCUUCAGAAACACUCAAAGAAUUGUUUGAGUAUUCCAGAUUCAAGAAAAUGUAAUGAGUGCAGGAAAAUAACUCCUCAAACAACGCAGCCGCAGGCAAACAUUUGUCAGGAGAUUAACCAAAGACAACAGCAACUACCUGCAGGGGGAAAUGAGAUGGAGAUCCCUCAGUCCUGCAACACAGACGUUAACUCCUUAAAUGACUUGCAGCAAUGCCAGCCAAAUGAGUGUGAGAAGAUUCACUUUCAGGGAGGACAGCAAGACUGGAGUGAGGAGGUUGAUCCAAACCAGCAUCCAGAGGAGGUUGAUCCAAACCAGCAUCCAGGGGAGGUUGAUCCAAACCAGCAUCCAGAGGAGGUUGAUCCAGCCGACAGAAGCAGUUCUCCGAUUCCAAGGGAGAAUGGGACAGAUAUUCCCCAGAGCCAUAGCACUUCACCCCAGAACCCAACAACCUUCGAUGCUCCCCCCACUCAGACGCAGCCACUUGGCAUCUCUCCCCCAGCCUCGCUAAAAUCUAGAACAUGCCCUUUGUGCUCAAAAUGUUUUGCUUAUAAAAAGACCAUGAUGCAGCAUCUGAGACGUCAUUCACAGGGUCAGGGACCCUUCAUGUGCACCAUAUGUUCCAAGAGCUUUGGUACCGCCAGCGAUUUGAAGAGACAUCAGGGAAUUAAGAGCGGUUGUGGGCCAAAUCAUCGUAAUCUCGUCGUACCUGAGAAUGUUCCCACGGAACAAAAAACUGUCUUCUCCUGCCCCCAUUGUCAGGGACAGUACACGAGUGAAAAAAAAAUGAAAGCACACAUGGUAUGUCACACAGGAGAUGGGUUCACCUGUAGGUUUUGUGGCAAGAUAUUUGCUGAAGAUAAGAAAUUACGCAAUCAUGUUCGUUCUCAUAUUGACAGACGACAUCUGUGUGACACAUGUGGUAAAGAUUUUACAUCUCUGUCUAACUUGAAAAAACACACACUUGUACACACAGGAGAACAGCCGUACAUUUGCCCAGACUGUGGCAAAAGUUUUAGUCUGAAGGGUAACCUGAAAGUCCAUCAACAGAGUCAUACAGGAGAGCGGCCAUUUGCGUGCACCAUGUGUACAAUACGCUGUUUCACUCAGACUCAUCUAAAACGGCAUAUGUUGAGGCACACAGGAGAGAAGCCUCAUAAGUGUUUGGCUUGUGGGAAGACAUUUCAACGGAAAAACACAUUGAGGAAACAUCAGCAAGAUUUGUGUUCUUAGUUCUUGGCUUUGACACACUGCCUUCUUGAGAUGCAGACUCAGUCAUACUUUUUUUUUCGCACAACAUUGAUAACAUUUAGUUGAUGGCAUUAAUGGCUUGCAAUUGGUUGUAGGUUCUAGUCAACAGACCAGUAGGCAUCCAUCUUUUGCUACAUUAACUUUUUGCCUAUUUGUAAUAUCUAGCAGUUGUGUGUGUGUGUGUGUGUGUAAAGGAUAUUGUCAAUGGGUUGCUGUACAAUGCUGACAGAAAAAUAAUAUAUAUUCUGUUUUGUGUCAAAUGUUGCCUUUUUUUCUGUCAGCAUUGUACAGCAACCCAUUGACAAUAUCCUUGACAAACUGUAAAUGUACCGUAAGUCUACAAGAGAGAUUGAAAUAAGCACAACAUAGGUAGACCGUAUGCAUUUUUUAUGUAAACAAGUAUACAUUGUCACCCCUACAUUUUGUUAUUGUGUUUAACAAUGCUCAUGUGCUGUGACCUUAUUUACUAUUAUGUAUUGAUUUCUUCUUCAGUCUUUAUGCAAUGUGCACUGCACAGAACACAGGAAGUAUAAUAACUGAAUUAUUGUCAUGUUUGUGUCAGUUUAAUCCUGUAAGGGAUUGCCAACUGGCAAUUUGACACACAAAUAAAAUGUCAUUCACCACAA
Molecule: messenger RNA, 4101 nt
Organism: Oncorhynchus nerka (sockeye salmon)
Lineage: Eukaryota; Metazoa; Chordata; Actinopteri; Salmoniformes; Salmonidae
Product: zinc finger protein 271-like
Exons: 7
Coding region: 53-3457 (1134 amino acids)
Biological process (GO): regulation of transcription by RNA polymerase II
Cellular component (GO): nucleus
Molecular function (GO): DNA-binding transcription factor activity, RNA polymerase II-specific; RNA polymerase II transcription regulatory region sequence-specific DNA binding
Source: RefSeq, a predicted model, not a curated record